UUCCCGGCUGGGGUCUCGGUUUCUUCUCGGCUUUGCCCAAGUGCCACCCCAGACGGGUGCCCCGUUAGCAGAGGGCAGGCAGGCGUGGGCGUCUGGGAGCAUGGUGGCCCCUUGGCGCUUCUCCCUGAGGGUCUGCUUGUCGUGCCUGAAGGGCUCUGAGCUCAGAACGGGCCUUCUGAGACUCUCCGGGUGCUCACGUAAUGCCAGGCUCUGUUGGCUUCUCCUGGGCACUUUACCCAAGCUCAUUUCCACUUAUGAAGACACAAGUGAGGGGACUCCUGACAGCUUGUGCCAGAGGAGGGCCCGCUGGAGUGGCCUGGCGGGAAGUGGGCCGGUGGAGCGCGCGUCCGUGGCGGGGCGGCUGGGCUGGGUGUCCCUGCACCUGCGCAUCUGGCUGCGGGCUGGCGUUCUCUUGGUGAAGUUCUUCCCGCUCCUUCUACUCUACCCCCUCACCUACCUGACUCCCGGUGUCUCGGCCCUCUGGCUCCACCUGCUUCUCAAAGCCACGGAGACCUCGGGGCCAACUUACAUCAAACUGGGCCAGUGGGCCAGCACCCGGCGGGAUCUCUUCUCAGAGGAGUUCUGCGCCCGAUUCUCCAAGCUGCACGUCCGAGUGACCCCCCACUCUUGGACUCACACUGAGCGCUUCCUCCGGCAGGCUUUUGGGGAGGACUGGGGGUGCGUCCUCUCUUUUGAGGAUCAGGAGCCUGUGGGUUCAGGCUGCGUGGCCCAAGUGUACAAGGCCCAUGCCAACCUAGCAGGCCUGGGGAGUGGCAGCAGCACCCAGGGAAAGGGCAGGGCCUCCCGUCUGCAGCCUUCAGAGGCGGGGGAAAGCUGGGGGCUGAGAGAACUCUUUGAACACCCCGGGAAGGCAUGGAAUACUCCUGGAAACCUGGCUGACCAGUCUUUCUUGGAAAAGCUGCUCCUCCCUAAAGCUGGCCUGAGUGAAUCAAAUGUAGUCAUGUCUCAGGCUUCUGCCUCUGGACACCACACACAGCCAGGCCACCUCAUCCCGGUGGCAGUGAAAGUGUUGCACCCUGGCCUGCUCGCUCAGGUGCAUAUGGACUUGAUGCUGAUGAAGCUUGGCAGCCGAAUCCUUGGGCUGUUGCCAGGAGUCAAGUGGCUUAGUUUGCCAGAGAUCGUGGACGAAUUUGAGAAGCUCAUGGUCCAGCAGAUCGACCUGCGUUAUGAAGCGCGGAAUCUAGAACACUUCCAGCAUAACUUCCGGAACGUGAAAUCUGUCCGAUUCCCCACCCCUCUGCACCCCUUUGUCACCAGGGAUGUCUUGGUUGAGACGUAUGAAGAGAGCGAGCCUGAAGAUUGCUCGGCUGGGGAUCAACAUGCUCCUGAAGAUGAUAUUCGUGGAUAACUUUGUGCAUGCGGACCUUCACCCGGGGAACAUCCUGGUCCAGGGAGCUGAUGGCCUUCCCAGGAGCCGGGAGGCGCAGCUACAACAGGUCGACGUGUGUGACACGCUGGUAGUGGCUGUGACGCCUGCCCUGCGCCCUCUGCGGCUGGUACUGCUGGACGCUGGCAUCGUGGCCGAGCUGCAGGCCGCUGACCUGAGGAAUUUCCGGGCAGUUUUCAUGGCUGUGGUGAUGGGGCAGGGCCAGAGAGUGGCUGAGCUCAUCCUGCAGCAUGCCCGGGCCAGCCAGUGCCGGGACGUGGAGGGCUUCAAGGCCGAAAUGGCUGCGCUGGUGAGCCAGGCCAGGAAAAACACCAUCACCCUGGAGAAGCUGCACGUUUCCAGCCUUCUCUCCAGUGUCUUUAAGCUGCUGAUGACUCACAAGGUGAAGCUUGAGAGCAACUUUGCCUCGAUUGUGUUUGCCAUCAUGGUGCUGGAGGGGCUUGGCCGCUCACUGGACCCCAAGCUGGACAUCCUAGAGGCUGCGAAGCCCUUCCUGCUCACAGGACCAGUGUCCAUGCCCUGACAGUGGCAGUGGGCGGGCAGCCGGCCUUGAUCUCAGACCUGCGGGCUGCUCCUAGAAACCCCUCAUGGUGCCUGGAGCCUCCUCAGACUGCACUGUGAGGAGCACACUGAGCCCUCGGGACUCAGCUUCCAGUUCUGCUGGAAGAGCUCUGGGUCAUUUGGGGUGUGGAGGGACAGGAGUGUCCGUGUUCAGGGGUGAAAGCUGAGACGCCCUAUUCAGGGAGUGUUCUGUGGAGAGGCCGAGUACACCGAGUUAGCGUGUUCUCCUGUUUUUCUCAUUUCCUCCUACCUCAGCAUUCCCUGUCAGGUGGGUCCUCCUGGUGGUUCCUACUGACACGUAUAUUAGAAAAUGCCACAAAGUCCUGUAGGCCCAAGAUUUCCAAGUUUUUGUUGAUUAUGUACCCUUCUUGGUAAAAUAGUAAAAAGGUACACACACAA
Messenger RNA from Tupaia belangeri chinensis (Chinese tree shrew), 2368 nucleotides. It is a transcript of the gene ADCK2, whose product is annotated as aarF domain containing kinase 2. Lineage: Eukaryota; Metazoa; Chordata; Mammalia; Scandentia; Tupaiidae. The record is from RefSeq and is a predicted model, not a curated record. Gene Ontology annotation, cellular component: mitochondrion.